AUGGAUAGCUACUCCCUCCUCUACAGUUCUUCCCACAGAACCAGACUUCUCGCCGGCUUCCAGCACCUGCGCUCUGAAGGUAACAUGUGCGAUGUCGUCCUGGAGGUCGGCGGUGUGUCUUACCCUUGUCACCGCGCCCUUUUGGCCAGCUCCAGCGAGUAUUUUUGGGCCCUGUUUGGAGAGACUACCGCUGAGAGAUUAGCGGGCUCCAUUAGCCUCCCGGCGCUAACACCUGAGGGUUUAGAUGCCAUUCUGGACUUCCUGUACUCCGGCUGGCUCCGCAUAUCAUCGCCUACACUUCCUGUGGUCUUAGAGGCGGCCAGGUACUUGCAAGUGGAGACGGCCGUGUCAAUAUGUGAGCGCUUUUUGACUGAUGGUCUAAACACAGAUAAUUGCUGCUGCUAUGCUAACCUAGCCGAGCAUCACGCCCUCUCGGAUGCCCUUGAAGCUGCCAAUCAAACCAUCGCUAUGGAGAUGGGGACGUUGCUGAAGGAAAGCAGGAAUGAUCUUCUCGGGCUGAAUAUCCAAUCACUGAUGGUGGUGCUUGACGCUGACGAGAUACCUGGUGUCAAGGAGGUGGAGCUCAUAAAGCUGGCUCUGGAUUGGCUGGAUGAGAAUGGGCCCCUCCCUUUGCUGAAAUCAAAUCUCCUGCUGAGUCAUCUGCGCUUCGGAUUGGUCGCCCCCUCUGACCUCAAAGAUCUCAGCCACGCCCACAGAGCCAUGGCCACACCUCUCAUCAGAAGCCAGCUGACUCGGGCGUUGGAGUACCACCGGCUGGGUUCAGCUCAGCCAAUCAGACAGAGCAAACAGUCGACACUAAGGGGGUCGCCAAAUCGCGUGCUCCUUGUGGGUGGAGGAUCCAGCCCUGAUUGGCCGGAGCAGCAGAUGCUGUCGUUUGAUCCUAGAAGCAGGAAGUUCUCACCUCUGAGCUCCAGCCUCCCGCUGCGACUGAGAAAUCACUGUGUUUGCUCGGUGGGAGGUUUCCUCUUUGUGAUCGGGGGAAAGGAAGUGAAAGAGGGGGACGAGAAUGGGAAAAAGUGUGUCACCGUGGCGACAUCCAAGCAGGUGUGGCGCUACGAUCCUCGCUUCGACCACUGGGAGACGAUGGAGUCCAUGCUGGAGAGGCGGGAGAAGUUCACCUGCUGCGUGGUGGACGAUGUUAUCUACGCCAUCGGGGGACGACACGCGCGACCAGACGGCAACACACACACAUCCAUAGCUUCUGUUGAGUUUUACGACAUGGCCACAGGAGCAUGGAGGAGAGGAGCGACGAUGCCACACCCCCUUUACGGCCACGCUUCCGCCGUGCUUGACAACGGCGUUUACGUGUCUGGUGGUCGUUCGGCCAACCAGGGCGGCAGUUACCCAGGCGAUAACCCAGACAACCACAGCAGGGAAGUCCUGUUCUGGGACCUCAAAGGAAGAGUCUGGGAGAAGCGGGCGUCCAUGUCCAUCGGCAGGUUCAGCCACCGCAUGGCGACGGCCCAAGGUUACAUCUACGCCCUGCUGGGAAUGUACGAGCCUUUCUGCGAUAUCGAGCAAUACGAUUCGGAGUCGGACCACUGGACCCGCCUCCGACCGCUUCUCACCGGCUCCUUCAACUACGGGGUGGUGUCAAUGCCGUCUGGGAAUCUGCUGGUGUUUGGCGGGAGGAGGUGGAGCGACGGACAGGAGGUGAUAGUGAAGAGUGUGUUGGAGUACGAUACAAAGACGGAUCGCUGGAGAGAGAUCUGUCAGCUCCCCAGACCUCUCACUGGGACCGAGUGCACACUGCUGCCUCUACCAGACUAA
Molecule: messenger RNA, 1791 nt
Organism: Anoplopoma fimbria (sablefish)
Lineage: Eukaryota; Metazoa; Chordata; Actinopteri; Perciformes; Anoplopomatidae
Product: kelch-like protein 34
Exons: 1
Coding region: 1-1791 (596 amino acids)
Molecular function (GO): protein binding
Source: RefSeq, a predicted model, not a curated record